UUCUGUUUUGGGAUAGGCUAAGUGUUUUUCUGCCGGUAGCCAAUAAAUGCAGUCGGUAAUGAAUUUAUAAUUUAACACAUGUGCUUCAGAUAAGGAACUUAAAGCCCGUUUUAUCGUUUGCCCCGUUAUAGGGGAAGUCCUGUUAAAAAAGUUAAAAGUUAAGUUGUAAGAUUUUACAGUUGCAGUACAUUCAGAGAAAGGACUGUAUUAACUGUAUUGACCUGACACACAGAUUUUGAUGGACUCAAUAGGUGUUAGCUCAAUUGUAAAUAGCUACUACGGUGGCUUUGUUGAAAUGUUGCAGUCUAUCGGUAUUGUACGUAAAUGAACGAGGUAUGAAUUGGGCAGUCGUACUGAAAGCAUACCGUUCAGAUGAAAGUUUACCUCCAAAGAUUGCCGGAAGGGUCCAUGACUGCUGCAUCAGUAAUGGUUCGUAAGAAGAAAGUAUGGAGAAUAUUGGGGACCAGCUCAAAAAAGCAUUUGAAGCUUACAGGCAAGCCUCUAUUGAGAAGGACAGUGCUAAAAGGGAGCUCCAGCAGAAGACAGAAUACUACCAAAGCUACACCCAACAGCUGGAGCAACAAAUAGAAGACCAAAAUAAAUUGAUUACUGAACUUAAAGCUCUGCUGAGUUCGGCAGCAACAAAACUUGCUUCAGAUGAGGUUUCCCAGAAGUACCCUGCUCUUCAGAAACAGGAAGUGGAAUCCUUGUCAUCCUGUGAUCAUCACACAGAGGACCUAUUGUGCAGCCACCAAAUGUUUCUGAUGAGAGAGAACAUGGAUACUGCAGAGAUGCCUCCAUGCAGACUACCCAGGACCAGUAGUGUUGGGAAUAAAGAUGUUCUUGAUGUGUUUUGGGAACUUCAGGGACAUUUCCAGUUGAUCCAGGCGUUGACACGAAAACAGACGAACCAGUUGAGGAAGAUGUCUCGGAGAGACAAUAUAGCAAGUGAGCUGCAGUUCUCCAUACCCAUUCAGUGCACAGACGUGUCGGCGGAGCGGUCCGAGGGGCCCCUGGGGUCCUUCUCUACAGCCGUCAGGUCGAGGGAAGAGGAGGAGGAGGAGGACGAAGAGGGUGCGAACCCCGAGGACGGGCGCUUUUUCGCGGACUCCCUAAUGGAGCUGAGCGUGCGGUUCCCGCCGUCUGCUGACGGCGAGCGCGAGUUCCUGAACAGCGCUGUGGGGAACCCCGCGGGCGCGGUCACCGGCGUCUCCAUGGUGACGGAGGAAAUGUCUCUGGGGAAGGCCAUCCCCUUACCAAUGCCCCACGCGGGCUCCGCCUCCACCAACCUCCCCCACGAGGGUAUACGCGGACCCCAGCAGCUACGCUGGAGCCCUGAUCUUUGUGAGUCUACGGCGCAGGGGGCCUGCGAGGCCCCCCCACGGGACCCGAACCACGGAAAAUGCGAGUUCUGCAAUGCCCUCGUUCCUUUUGCCGAAAUCUACAGCCACCUCAAUUCACACUUUCAGAGUCCAACCAGCAAUGGACACUAAUGGACACAAAGGGCGCUGGACCACUCCAUCAGGACAUACAGGGUUCAUGGCUUUGUAGCUUGCUCUGUAUCCCAUUUACCUGCAUUGAAUGCAUCAGGACUUAAGCAAGCAGCUCUCCCUUUGACAGUGUAAUUAUUUUGUCUCUGUACAACGCUUGUCUCUGUUUUAAAUUAAAGGCCUACAUUGUGGCUUGAA
Molecule: messenger RNA, 1688 nt
Organism: Anguilla rostrata (American eel)
Lineage: Eukaryota; Metazoa; Chordata; Actinopteri; Anguilliformes; Anguillidae
Product: TRAF family member-associated NF-kappa-B activator-like
Exons: 8
Coding region: 447-1493 (348 amino acids)
Biological process (GO): canonical NF-kappaB signal transduction
Source: RefSeq, a predicted model, not a curated record